Hordeum vulgare subsp. vulgare (domesticated barley) is the source of this 1172-nucleotide messenger RNA. RefSeq names its product mitochondrial import inner membrane translocase subunit TIM22-4-like. Bases 313 to 828 code for a protein of 171 amino acids. Lineage: Eukaryota; Viridiplantae; Streptophyta; Magnoliopsida; Poales; Poaceae. Gene Ontology annotation, biological process: protein insertion into mitochondrial inner membrane. Gene Ontology annotation, molecular function: transmembrane protein transporter activity. Gene Ontology annotation, cellular component: TIM22 mitochondrial import inner membrane insertion complex. The record is from RefSeq and is a predicted model, not a curated record. The transcript is spliced from 4 exons.
GACAGAAGAAAGAGUAGGGCUAGGGCCUAGGGGUUUCUGGUCACGCCGCCGCCGCCGCCGCCAUCUCCGGCCACCCUGGCGACCGGAGAUCGCCUCUCCGCCACCCGGGUCUCACCUUACUCCUCCUCUCCUCGUCCCCACUCCUGGAGAUCGCUCCCCGGCGUCAUCCCCGACCCUCGACCGAGCGCCCCCGGUUGAGCAACUUCUCGUCUCGGCUUCUUCUCCAAUCCCAUUCAUUGCCUUCCCAGCGAUUCCCACGGGCCGCAGCUAGCUCCACCUUCGCACUACCGGGAGGGGGAGAUCGUACCGCAGAUGCCUACAUCGGAGCCAUCGGCGGCUGCGGCUGCCGGGGCGGGCGGCGAUGCAGCCAGCCAGAGGGCUGCGGUGGAGCCGGUCCAUCUGCCAACGCCAGAGGAGUUCAAGGGGCAGGAGAUGAUGAACAACUGCGCCGUCCGGAGCGUCCUCAGUGGUGUCAUGGGGGGUGGUCUUGGUGUACUUAUGGGACUAUUUUUUGGAGCUUUGGAAAAUCCAAUAAUGGCAGAGGAGAUGACAGCAAGACAGCAAAUAGUCUACCAGGCAAAACAAAUGGGUAGGAAGAGUAUGAGCCAUGCUAAGACCUUUGCAGUAAUGGGCUUGAUUUUCUCUGCAGCUGAAUGUGUCGUCGAGAAGGCUCGGGCAAAGCAUGACAUUACCAAUUCGGCAGUAGCUGGCUGUGUCACAGGAGGGGCUUUAGCUGCAAAAGGUGGCCCUCAAGCUACAUGUAUCGGGUGCGUGGGUUUUGGUGCCUUCUCUGUGGCGAUUGAGAAGUUCAUGGAUAGACACACAUGAAUCGGUGAUGAAAACGUUGCAUCCAACUACUGUACAAAUCAAGUGACGCUCCUAUCUUUGUAGCAAGCAGCAUUAGCAGGGAUUCAGCAUUGGCCGAAGAAGUUGUGGCUAUUUUGCAAUACUCAGUGUAGCCAAACCAAAAUUUGACUACGUCUUGCGGCAAUCCAUAGCUAUUUUAUUUUCUCCAGUCUGAUGCCAGUCUUAUAUCUUUGCUUGAGAGAAGUCACUUAAACAUAUGUGGCUUGUGUCUGUCUGGUCUCCAUUGGUUUCAGACAAGUCUAUUUAACUUUUUUACUUGUGCGUACAGUUUGCAUACCACAGCAAUGAAAUGACUUGAAACCUGA